UCCAUAUGUGUUAUUUCAUAGUUUUGAUGUCUUCACUAUUAUUCUACAAUGUAGAAAGUAGUAAAAAUAAAGAAAACCCUUGGAAUGAGUAGAUGGGUCCAAACUAUUGACUGGUACUGUAUUCUGUAUUACAUUUCAAAUAUAUAUUUGUCUACUGUUACAUUGUUUAGAAUUGGAGUGCAUUCUCAUUGUGUGCUUAAGUUAACCCGUAGCCUACUCUUUAAUUUACUAAGUUUUACUAACUUGUUUGUUUUAGAUUGUAUGCCUAUUCUGUUUUUUUGUGUAGAACUAAAUAGUAAAAUAAUCAUUUUUGGAGGACAAAGUGUGUGUUUGAUUAAAUUCACUACUUCAAUGAAAGUCAAAGAAGGCUGAUUUAAAAAAUAUAUAAUAUUCCUUUCAGUAGCAGCUACAAUAUGAUACAGCAACCGGUAGCAAUGUUGGAACUAACAUACGUCGUGUGUAAUCAACGUUUAUUUUGAAAAACGAUCCAGGAAGUAGGUGACAUCUUGUUUCCGGAACAAGAAGAGUUGCGUGAAGAAGCGUAGUUUAUAUUGGAAACAGUGAAGUCUUAAGACGUUGACUGAACAAUGCAAAUUAUUAUAACAUAAGCGUUUAACAUAGAGCCAAGAAGAUGUCCGAUACUGUAGCCUUUCAUGCUCAGCUAGCCUCCAUCAUUGAGGUUUUGGCAAAUGCAGCCGUUGCCGAAAUCUGCAAACUUGUAGAUGACGGCCAUGCUGCCUUACGGUUGGAAAUUUCCCAUAGCCAGAAAGAAAUCGACAACCUGCGGAGGAAGCUGGUUUUGACAAAAUUCCAGAAUUCUCGACGGAACGCAGAUAAAUUGGGAGUCCUGCGACGCACAGUUCACAGACGCGUGGACACCGAUAAUUUUACCCGGACAAGGGCAAGAGAGAACUUCGUAGAAAAGCCAACAGACAGACUUGGAUAUUUGCAGAAUUGUUUUGCCGACAGUGAAGGGAGCAACUUUACGCAGAAUGUAGCCAACUGGAGAGACUCUGGACGCACAGCAACAGACCGGGAUUGGGGUAUGCAGAUGGCAGAUAUGCAGGAGGCACCUCUUAUCAAAAUGGAGAACCAUGGCACCAGCAGAACAGAAGAGAUUGUCCAACUGGCCAGUGAGAAGAUCAUUGUGGCAGAACCAGGUGCUUCGUCAUCUACUGAAACCACAGACCAUCUGGACCAGCAGGGCAACCGAGAAAAAGCUCCAGACACCUCACUCAAUAUAGAACCUGAAAACCAGACGUUCCAGCAUCCAGCGUCACAAUACAGCAGAACAAGACAGGACCAUCAGGUUGCUGAGGGUGUGACCUGGGAAACUGACCAUCAACCCAUAGAAUACAGCCUGUCCCAAUGGACAGAGAACCAAGAGACUGACAACCCAACUGUGAAUGCUCCUCACAAUUUAGGGCAAGACUCCAAAAGGCUGUCUGAACAUCCAGAGAGGAGAGGGGCGCCUGGUAACUCUGGGAUCUGCAUGUCUGCUUCAGGCUCUCUGGACUGGCUGCCUGAUGUGGUGAUGGUGGACUCAGUUCCCAUUAAAGUGGAGGCAGAUAUGAGUUCAGAAUGGAGCAUAACUGGCCAAGAGUUGACAUCUGGAGACAUCUGUUCAGACAGCAGGCAGCUUGUGGACAACAGAGGAAGAGGGGGAAUGGAGUCUGGACAGACAAAGUGUCCCCCUGACACUCAACAUGCAGAGCAAGGGACAACUGUAGGAUCAAGGUCCAAGAUGUCAGAUUUCCAUGGACUGUCCACACGAAACAGAUUUUCAUCCCCAAGGGUUACUCUCCACCAGGUUCCCCAAAGAGGGAAGCCAGCCCACUUCCUGAAUUUCAACAGAGGCUCCACUUCGUCACCGAAAGGCAUAGAAAAGCAGCCACAACAGCUGACGUCUCACUCGCCCAAGAGGCAACUCCGGUGCAGCCUCUGUGGAAAGCCCUUCCACCAGCCGGCGCACCUGCGGAGUCAUAUGCGGGUCCAUACAGGGGAGAAACCGUACGGCUGCAGCCACUGUACCAAGCGCUUCUCCCACAGCCACCAGCUGAAGAUGCAUGAGAGGGUGCACACCGGAGAGAAACCAUUUCAAUGUGUCUACUGUGGGAAGUCCUUCACCCAGUCCGGCAACAUGAAGAAGCACCUCCUCGUCCACACUGGUGGCAGGCCACAGGAUAUUGGCCUGCCCUGAGUGUUCCAGGGUGAAGUGUCCCCUUGGUACAGAUCUAGAAUCAGCUUCCUCUCCCACAAUCUUAACCUUUACCAUUAGUAGAAAGAAAUGCUAAACUGACCCAACAUCAGUGUCUAGGGGCAAUUUAACACUACUCUACCGGGCGUAAUGAAAUGCAGGGCCAGUAGUUUUUCCUCAGAAUGUGACCAGACAGGGGGAAAACUCUUGGUCCUAGUUGUAAGGGCUCCACACUCGUGGAUUUUCAUAUGAAAACUGAGUCGAUGUGUUUUUAACAGUUUGAUUGGUUUCCACAUUGAACAGUUCCGGUUUGUAGUGGUAGUUUUUUCAGUUUACUGGCUUGAUGCUUGGUCCAGAGUGGCUAGAUAAUGUAUAAGUUAUGAAGAAGACUCGAUCCCGAGCUAGCCUGAUGACUCUCACUAAAUUAUUCAGCUGCUCUGUCGUUCACAACAUACUUUAGUCUGAGACUGCUAUCAUUGAAGUUGUUUGUGGUGAUAAGGGACACUGGGUGUUGUACAAAAUAAAGUCAUUGGUAAUUGCAUCGUCUCUAACCAAUUAAAAAUGUCCAUGCCAAUGACUAAUUUUAGAAACAUAUCUUUAAUCACGCGUUUUCUGACUCUGGUCCAACCCAAUCGGUUUCUGGACCAAUCAGAUGGCCCUGGAUGUGUUCGCAUUCAGUGAAAGGUCUGUGAGGUACUCCGAUCUGGACUCAUUGCUCUCAAGAACCUGACGUCCGAGGGAGUGGCAGGGUUUGGCCAGAGCAAAGAGUCUUGGGAGCCAAGAAAACCCUGAGCCCCAGUAAUAUCUGAAAGUAGAAUCCAGUACAUUGUGGUUACAGCUUCCUGUGAAUGACGACAUAAACCAUUAUAUUAUUGCUGUAUGAUUGCUGCACUGCAUACACCCCUAUUACCAAUUUAAUUAUUAGUGUGGUUUGCUAAGCGCGAGACCCCACUUUAAAUUUGUCAUGCUUUUAUAUUAUUAUUA
This is a messenger RNA of Oncorhynchus gorbuscha (pink salmon), 3181 nucleotides long. Its product is annotated as zinc finger protein 777-like. The transcript has 4 exons. Bases 632 to 2200 code for a protein of 522 amino acids. NCBI's taxonomy places the organism in Eukaryota, Metazoa, Chordata, Actinopteri, Salmoniformes, Salmonidae. Gene Ontology annotation, cellular component: nucleus. The record is from RefSeq and is a predicted model, not a curated record.